This is a messenger RNA of Diatraea saccharalis (sugarcane borer), 2162 nucleotides long. The record is from the annotation of a GenBank genome assembly. NCBI's taxonomy places the organism in Eukaryota, Metazoa, Arthropoda, Insecta, Lepidoptera, Crambidae.
AAAUAGAUCAUAUAUAGUAAUCAAUUUUUGUUUCGGACCCUAUUCAAUGCAAACAACAAAAUCUUUCGACUUUAUAAUAUUAUAAUUAUAAUAUAUUACUCGGCAUAGUUUUUAAUUUUCCAAUAUAUUCCUCAAAAGUGGCCACAUGCGUAACAUUAAUUUCAUUGCGUUUAGAUUUAGUUUUAUUGAUACCUUUACAGGUUCCGUGUUCACAUCUGUCUCACGCCAGACAACCUAGUCUUCCUCGCGAUGAAUAUUUAGCACUAUAAAAAAAAUUUAGCACUAUAAAAAAGCUGGAAUUAACCAUCCAAGGUGCAGAUAAAGGAAACGCUACGGUAAUAAUGGAUACGUCAGAUUACAGUGGAUAAAUAUCAGAAUUGUUUUCGGAUGAGAAUGUAUACAAACUUGAUAAGAGUGAGCCUACCACAAUAUCCUUAAAAAGACAAACGAUCUCAUAAAAUCGAUUUCCGAUUCGUUGGAUUUGAACGUCGAGCAUUUGAUUACUGCCUGUCCCAAACCACCAAAGUUAAGUUAAGGGUUGCCGAAAAUACACAAACUUAAUGCUCCGCUGCGACCGAUUGUUAGCUAAAUCGACUCAUGAACCUACAGAUUGGCUCGGCACGUAGCUAAGAUAACCACCACUCCGAGGUAACGCUAAAGCUUUUGCGAAGGAGUCAUACAGUUUCUUUAGUGGGAUUAAAGAUCUACGUCUCGCGGAUAAUGAAACUAUGGUCAGUUUUAAUGUCCAGUCUUUAUUCAUAUGUCUACAAGACUGCAUUGAUAAUGAUAAUGCACAUUGAAUAUGCAGAAUUACUAGAAUAUUGCGUUAAAUCGGACUACCUCCUAUGGAAUGAUGAAUUCUAUUUGCAAGUAGAUAGUGUGACCAUGGAUUCUCCUGUAUCAGCCAUAGUCGCCGAUAUUUUCAUGUAGGACUUUGAGGAGAAGGCCCUAUGCACAUCACCUAUCCAAUCCAGACUGUAUAAAUGGUACGUAGAAAGAUAUGUCAAUGGUACACCUUUACUAUUUUACCAACGGAUAAAGUUUCUGCUAUCUUAAACCAUCUUAAUUCUAUAAACCCUAAGAUCCAAUUUACUAUGGAAUUAGAGGCAGAUAAUAAACUAGCCUUCUUAGAUAUAUUACUCAUUAGGAAUCCUGAUCAAAGUUUGAGUCAUACUGUGUAUAGUAAAGUAACGCAUACUGAUGGGUACCUCAAUGGUGACUCGCACCGUACCACAGUCGAGCGGCCACCCACUGUACUUCCAUACAUAAAAGGUGUCACAAACAAGAUUGAAAGGAUCUUGAAGCGAGCUUUCAUUUAUACUUACUUUAAGUCGUCGAAGAAGAUGAACCAACUCUUAAGACCUGUCAAGUGUAAUAUCCCCUUUCAAAGUGCAGGUGUAUACAAACUAGAAUUCGACUGUGGGCUCUUAUAUAUCGGCCAGACGAAUAGGGGCAUAGGAACUCGCGUUAAAUAAAUCUGCAGUGUGUGAACAUCCGUUAGGAGGAUCCCAGCAUUACAUAAGAUUUGUCAACCCAAAAAUACUUGUGGCUGAACAAAAAUUCAUUCCUAGAAUGAUAUGCGAAGCUAUUGAAAGUAAAAAACAUCCAAAUUUUAAUAGAGAUGAAGGUUGGCAUAAACCACCGGCUUGGGAUUCAGUAAUUAGUCAAAUAAAAUCUCAAUCCGGAGCACACAUUGCAAAACCAAAAGAUACAGUUAGUUCAUUCUGUAAAUAUUAAAUCAAAGGGAGCAAUUCACUUUUUCUUGUCGGAUUUUGUUUCGCCAGUUCAUCUCAGACAAAAUUCCCAAAGUUGGAAGUGGUAGUAGAUUACGGUAGCCAGGGGUAAAUUAAUAAGUCAAACGUAUUUUAAAAAUAAUUUAAUUUAAUUCAAUAAAUGUAAAUGUUGCCACAAUAUAUUAAAAAAAUAUAUUUAUUAUCAAUGUGUCCAAUGGUAUUGGUUUUUGAAGGUAGCUAUACUUUUAAUUAGUCUUAUGUGAACACGGAACCUGUAAAAGGUCCUAACUUCAAUAAAACUAAAUACAAACGCGAUGAAACCGUUUAAAAGUUGUUUCAUUUAUGAAUAGUGCGAGUGAAGAUAUAAGAAAUAAAUAUAUUAAUUUCAUUACUUAGAUACGAAUAUAUAAAAAAAUGACGCUUUAUUUC